Mesorhabditis belari is the source of this 420-nucleotide messenger RNA. The record is from the annotation of a GenBank genome assembly. NCBI's taxonomy places the organism in Eukaryota, Metazoa, Nematoda, Chromadorea, Rhabditida, Rhabditidae.
AUGUCUCUAUCGGCGAGUUUUUGGCAGCGAUUCAAUGAGCCGAUCAUUGCCCUCAUCCUUUCGUCUGUCCUAUUUGCGCUCUACGUCAGCAUCGAUUCGUACACGGAGUUUCAAGACUGGCAAACUGGUGUUGACAACCACAGUGAUUUGAGCGCGAACGAGACCGAACAGCUUACAAUCACCCUCGAAUACGCCUUUCUCGCGGUUAGCUUUUUGCCAUGCCUACUGGCCGCAUCGGAGAAUGGGAAUAAGCUUAUCUACGUUCUACUCUACAUCAUCUCUUUUCCCUGCAAUCCAGAGUUUUCCUCGCUCAAGUGCUCGACUGGACUGCAGAAUGCGACCGCGGCUCCUUUCAGCUUUGUCGAUGAUUAUGGUCUCUACGAUAUUGCUCAAUAUUGCCAAUUCUUCAUCUCGUUAAGG